AGAUUCUCUUCCCCUGGGGGCUAAAGCUUCCGUUAACCUUCGAUAACCAUCGUUCUUGCUGCUAAUUGUCGUCUCCGUCGCAGAUUAUGGAGUCUAUGUCCCACUCUUCGACCUUUCUUCUGCCUGUGAUUCCGCCGGAGAAGAACCGCCCUUCCUUAACCAACGCACUCGUUAUUCUGAACCAGCGUCUACCGAGAUUCGCUCCUCUGCUUUGGGAGCACGCACAUACACGAGUUUGCGCUGAUGGAGGUGCCAAUCGGUUGUACGAUGAAAUGCCUCUGCUCUUGCCCCAUGAAGAUGCCUCAUAUGUUCGAACCAGGUACGUGCCAGAUGCAAUUAAAGGUGACAUGGAUUCAAUACGAUCUGAAGUACUUGACUUCUAUAAAGUUCUGGGAACUAAGAUAAUGGAUGAAUCUCAUGAUCAGGACACCACAGAUUUGCACAAAUGUGUUGCCCACAUCCGUGGCUGUACUUCAGAUAUGGAUAAAUCAUCACUAAGGAUUCUUGUAACUGGAGCACUUGGUGGGCGAUUUGACCAUGAGAUUGGAAAUAUAAAUGUUCUGUGCCGUUUCUCUGAUACUCGAAUUAUUCUUCUAUCUGACGAUUGCCUCAUUCACCUUCUUCCAAUGAAUUAUCAUCAUAAGAUCUAUAUUCAGUCUUCCGUCGAGGGUCCACACUGUGGACUCAUCCCCAUUGGGAUGCCAUCUAGAAGUUCUACUACCACUGGGCUCCAGUGGGAUCUCAAUGAUACCGAGAUGAAAUUUGGUGCUUUAGUAAGCACAUCGAAUAUUGUAAAAGGCGAGGUAGUCACAGUACAGUCGGAUUCAGAUCUUCUGUGGACAAUUUCUAUCAAGAAGCCCUAGUAUUUUUGAUGAUUCAGGACACAUUUGAUCUUUCGGAUCUAUCAUGCCUGCGCAGAUGAAUCCUACAGGCUAUUUCUUUUUCCAACAUUUCUGAUGUUCUAUUUUGUUCUUAACUCUGUGCAUAAGGGGAGGUGUAUUUAAUUGACUUUUAAAUGUCUAGGAAUGGUGAAAUUCUAUCCCUUACUAGUCUUGGAAUCUCUCUCUCUCUCUCUCUCUCUCUCUCUCUCUCUCUCUCUCUCGGAAGUUACAUUCCUUAGCUCGUGUAUUAUGCCACUGAGUGAAAUUAACGGGAAAAUAUGCCGCCAAAAGACUAAGCAGAUGAAGGAUCAUCCGGUGGAUUGUUUCUGGUAAUCAUCCAUCUUCGGCAUCGAAGUAGAACGCAGACAACAAGAACAGCAUAUUUAUUAAUAUAUAUGCACCCUUAUGGGCCUUCAUUAUAUGUGUUCCAGUUACUCGAUGUACAGUUAAUCGGACAGCUGCAUGGCGUAGCUAGCUUGGUUAGUAUCUGGGGACUGAAGUUGCUUCGGCCCAAAACAGGAAAUGUGUAGACUUGACUAUCUGGUUCUGGGAAAAUGAGCACAGAGGGCCCUUUUCGGU
Messenger RNA from Neltuma alba, 1460 nucleotides. Its product is annotated as thiamine pyrophosphokinase 1-like. Gene Ontology annotation, biological process: thiamine diphosphate biosynthetic process; thiamine metabolic process. Gene Ontology annotation, molecular function: thiamine binding; thiamine diphosphokinase activity; ATP binding. The record is from RefSeq and is a predicted model, not a curated record. The coding region runs from base 87 to 863 and encodes 258 amino acids. The transcript has 6 exons. NCBI's taxonomy places the organism in Eukaryota, Viridiplantae, Streptophyta, Magnoliopsida, Fabales, Fabaceae.